Messenger RNA from Haliotis rubra (blacklip abalone), 1092 nucleotides. RefSeq names its product von Willebrand factor A domain-containing protein 7-like. The record is from RefSeq and is a predicted model, not a curated record. NCBI's taxonomy places the organism in Eukaryota, Metazoa, Mollusca, Gastropoda, Lepetellida, Haliotidae. The transcript has 7 exons. Bases 1 to 1092 code for a protein of 363 amino acids.
AUGGGUACCAGAACGUUCAUCACUUCUCCAGUCAGUCUGCUGGGAGUGCUCUCCGUGACUGUCAUCUGCGUGAAUGGCUUCCUUCCAAACAGAUUAAGUCCGAUGGCGUCAAAAUCUGACUUCACCCACCAGGACAUCACAGAGACCGGCAUCUUGAGAGCUGUGGCGGAGAUGUUCGAAGAGACGCCUUUGUUUGAUAGGCCCAUUAAACACGGAGAACUUACAGGACUAACCAACAUCACGGCCAGAUCACUGUUUGACAAAUAUUAUGGAGGUACUGUGUCUGAGAAGCUGUUCCAGGAGGCCAUCGAUGACAUCGUACAGGCCAACAACAGAGUGGACCAGGACCACUACUCCGAGGCUGCCUGGCACGUCAACGGGGAGGCCAUCAAAGAAGGUAACGACAAGAUCACGAUGCUACGAGACACAGCCAUUAAUAUUCUAAAUAAGACCAAACCCAACUUCGAUGCUGCUCGAGAGGUUAUUGGUCAGUUUCUUCACAUUGUCCAGAUGUUCUACAGCAACACCAACUGGCCGGAACUCAAAGGAAGCGCGGUGUUUGAAGCUCUAGGUAUCCCCGGGAAGACAUUGCUGGAUGUUGCUCCGCCCUCCCUGGAUACGUGCAAAUCGUGUGGGACCCUCAUGAAUCACAGAGGGUCAAGCGGAGUUUCCUGCGCCGGCAACCUUCUCGUCCAAACCAUGUUGACCAGUGGCUACCGAAGUGGGCAGGACAGAUCAAAGCCGAGCAAAGAUCCACAGGCUCACCAGACUGGCAAAUGUAGUCACGGCGGCCCCCACGACACAUCCAGCACGACGUCUGCUGCCACUGGCGGCAUCAACAAGGACAGCAGCAACCCCAAAUUAUCCCCCCACUACUACCUCCACCAACAGGCGGCAGAGGGCGCUAUACGACAUACAAAGUUCCUGUUGGUUGAUCCGGUGUAUGGAUUAAGGAAACAAAUAGGAAACAACACAUUCCGCGCACUCUUCAAUCUGGCAGUUUCAUCGAGCAUGGUGUUCGUCAUCGACACGUCGCACACGAUGGCGGAUGAUGUACAGGCAGUUAAAAAAAAAAGACGCUUGAAAUCGUAG